AUGGGCCUGUUUAUCCUGUCCGAAACGAGCGCGGGCUAUGCCCUCUUCAAAUCGAAGGAUAAGAAGCUGCUUUCAAAGGGCGACGAGCUCACCAAAGAUGUCUCGGCCGUUGUCGACUCGCUGAAGCUCAAGCGCUUCCAGAAGUUUGAGAAUGCCGUCACAGCGCUCAACGAAGCCGCUGCUUUGACCGACGGCAAGGUCAGCCCUAUGCUGUCCAACUUGCUCCAGGAGCUCAAAGACGAGACCAAGGCUUCAUUGGCUGUCGCCGACCCCAAGCUCGCAAAUGCCAUUGCCCAUAUCCCUGGCUUGUCGCUCAAGCCCAUCUCCGACUCCUCCACCCAGGAUGUCUACCGUGCCAUCCGCGAGCACAUGACCUCACUCAUCCCUGACCUUAUUCCCGCCGAGAUGGACUCGACCCGCCUGGGUCUUGCGCAUUCGCUCUCCCGCCACAAGCUCAAGUUUUCGCCCGACAAGGUCGAUACCAUGAUCAUUCAGAGCAUUGCCAGCCUUGACGUCCUCGACAAGCAGCUCAACACGUAUGCCAUGCGUGUCAAGGAAUGGUAUGGAUGGCACUUUCCCGAACUGGCCAAGAUUCUCAACGACAACCUGGCCUACUCCAAGGUUGUGCUCCAGAUGGGCUUCCGCACAAACGCACGCGAAACCGACCUUUCCGGUAUUCUGCCAGAGGAGAUUGAGGCUGCCGUCAAGGCUGCGGCAGAGAUCAGCAUGGGAACUGAAAUCACCGACGAGGAUCUCGAGGCUACAAGUGCCCUAGCUGAGCAGGUCGUUGAUCUCACCGAGCAUCGCCAAAACCUUGGCAACUACCUCUCCUCUCGUAUGCAGGCACUUGCACCCAACCUGACUGCGCUAGUCGGCGAACUUGUCGGUGCGCGCCUCAUUGCUCACGCAGGUUCCCUCAUGAACCUCGCCAAGUCCCCCGGUUCAACCAUCCAGAUUCUCGGUGCCGAAAAGGCCCUGUUCCGUGCGCUCAAGACCAAGCACGAUACCCCUAAAUACGGUCUCAUCUACCAUGCUUCUCUCAUUGGCCAGGCGACUGGUAAAAACAAGGGUAAAAUUGCUCGCAUGCUCGCCGCCAAAUCCGCUCUCGGUCUCCGUGUCGAUGCUCUCAGCACAUGGGGUGUAUCUUCUGAGGAUACUUCCAACGAGCCAACGGAAGAGGAGAAGUCGCAGCUUGGUCGCGAUGCUCGCUUGGGCAUCGAAAGGAGAUUGAGGGCACUCGAGGGAAAGCCGCUGAAGAGCCUGGCCAACGCCAACCAGACCGCGCUCGGCUCACAAACCAAGUGGGAUGUCAAGGAGGCACGGAAGUACAAUUCCGAUGCCGAUGGUCUGACUGGCGACGAGCCCGCGGCUAAGAAAUCGAAGAGUGACAAGGUAAAUGGCACAAGUUCCAAGAAGCUUGUACAAGAGGUCGACAAAGACGAUGAGGAUGAGACCAUGGCCGACGCGAACAGCGGUUCUGAGGAGUCCGAUUCCGAUGCAGAAGAGCAAGAGGUUGCCAAGUCUGGUGGUGACAAGGCGGCAAAGAAGGCAGCGAAGGAGGCCAAGAAGGCCCGCAAAGCCGAGCGUGAAGCCAAACGAAAGGCAAAGGAGGCAAAGAAGGCCGCUAAAGAAGCCAAGAAGGCAGAGAAGGAAGCCAAAGACAGCAGCAAGAAGAGGAAAGCUGGUGAUGAGGGCGACAAGGCAGAAAAGAAGAAGAAGAAGAAGAGCAAGGACUAG
Messenger RNA from Plenodomus lingam JN3, 1737 nucleotides. RefSeq names its product Nucleolar protein 58 (gene NOP58). The record is from RefSeq and is a predicted model, not a curated record. Gene Ontology annotation, molecular function: snoRNA binding. Gene Ontology annotation, cellular component: small-subunit processome; box C/D methylation guide snoRNP complex. NCBI's taxonomy places the organism in Eukaryota, Fungi, Ascomycota, Dothideomycetes, Pleosporales, Leptosphaeriaceae.